AUGGUGUCCCAUGUUCUAGCUUUGUCUGAUGACGAGCUCGGUGAUCCACCUUGUCCUGGGCUGGUGCCUGUGAAACCAGGUGCAGCGCUUGCUGUUGCGCCUGUUGUUGACCGAAAGCGGAAACGCAAUGAUGUAGAUGUGGCGCUGCUUGAAAGCCAGGUCAGGCAAAGGCUCCGGCACAUUGUGGACAGUAGCUGCAUUUGCUCCAGGAAAUCAAAGACUAAACCUGGCGCUCGGAAUUGCUUCGUGCCUUUCCGUGAGAAGUCUUUGUUUCAGGCGGUGCUUGCUUGUCGAUUGGAAUUGCGAAAGAUGAACAAGGAGGAUUCCGACAGAAAGGCAUUUCACAUCUUGGGGCAACGUGACCCGCUGACAGACCCAGCAGCUGAUGAGCAGAAACCACCCAAAGGGCUUCGUUUCUUCCGCCAACAGGUGUGCUUUGGUGGCCUGGCCAAGCUUCUUGGCCUUGGCUCUGGCAGAGCCCGUCGAUUGCGGAGCGCAGCUCUCAAACGUGAGGAUUGUCCGCUAGAUGGGCGGUUAGCAAAGACUCGCCCACAUGGAAAGAUUGGUUUGGCAAGUUACAAGAGAGGCCUGAUAUUUGAUUUUUUGACCAAGAUCUACCUCAAACAUUCAGAGCCGGCUCCGGAAUGCAACUCUGCCAGUAAGCAGCCUGAAGAGAAGGUCCUGCAGUUUCGCCGUGCUUGUCGGAGAGGGAAACGACCACGCAGGGAGCAGAAGAAGGACCGUUCUGAAUGGAACCCCGAUGCUGCUGAGCUUCGGAUGUUGCCACCUGGCACCUACAAAGACUACUUGCGUUUGUUCCACUCCGACCACCCAGACACGUCAGUGUCAUUCAAGCUGUUUACACGAGUGUGGGAGGAAUCCUUUAGCCACCUGCGCAUCAGACAAGCUGGAAGCCAAGCCACCUGCACGACGUGCCUGAAACACAAGGCCAUAAUGAAGCGGCUCAGCUCCAACCAAGCAGCGUUGAUGGGGCAAGCGCAGCUCUGGGGAGCUCAUAUGAAGAAGCAAUUCAGCGACCGGGAGGUCUACUGGAACCACCGUGCCAUCUCCCGCCUUGGAUGUGAUGCGGCCGGCUUGCCAAGCCUGACCCUGAUUGUGGACAGUAUGGACCAUGCUAAGUGGUCUGUGCCUCGAACUGCAGUGAUGGCUGCUAAGCAGUUCAACAGCGUGGUGAGACCCCACCUUGAGUGUUGCACUGUAAUUUGCCACGGGCACCUCCUGUGCAUUGCGUUCGCAGAGCACCACAUCAUCAAAGGGGCUGACUUCACGUGCGAGCUUCUGUGCUUUGUAUUUCACAUGUUGACGCAGGCCGGCUUGGAUUUAAGGACCUAUGAGGUCUGCGUCCAAAGCGACAAUUGCUCAAAGGAGACAAAAAACAACAGCGUAUGCCGGCUUUUGAGCUACCUCACCAGCAGGAGGGCAAUCAGAUGUGCCCGCAUGCAUCACUGCAUGACAGGGCACAGUCACGAGGACAUCGACGCCUUUUUCAGCCUUCUAGCGUCGUUUCUUGCUACGAAGCAUGAGCUUCAUUGCCCUCAGCAGUUCAUGGCAGCGUUGGACGAGUACUUGAGCAACGAUUCAGUUCGACCACUUGAAAAGCAGCGAUCAGUGUUGAAAGUGGAGGCUGUCCGGGACUGGAUUCUGUGA
Durusdinium trenchii is the source of this 1668-nucleotide messenger RNA. NCBI's taxonomy places the organism in Eukaryota, Dinophyceae, Suessiales, Symbiodiniaceae. The record is from the annotation of a GenBank genome assembly.